Apodemus sylvaticus (European woodmouse) is the source of this 1266-nucleotide messenger RNA. RefSeq names its product acyl-coenzyme A amino acid N-acyltransferase 2-like. NCBI's taxonomy places the organism in Eukaryota, Metazoa, Chordata, Mammalia, Rodentia, Muridae. The record is from RefSeq and is a predicted model, not a curated record. Gene Ontology annotation, molecular function: fatty acyl-CoA hydrolase activity. Bases 1 to 1266 code for a protein of 421 amino acids. Gene Ontology annotation, biological process: fatty acid metabolic process; acyl-CoA metabolic process. Gene Ontology annotation, cellular component: peroxisome. The transcript is spliced from 3 exons.
AUGGUCCAGUUGAUAGCCACACCUUCAAAUGCCCUUGCUGAUGAGCCUGUGUCCAUCCGAGCAAUAGGCCUGCUUCCAUAUCAGAUAGUGACCAUCAUGGCAACAGUGAAAGAUGAGAAAGACAAUCUAUUCCAAUCCAAAGCCUUCUACAAGGCUAAUGAGGCUGGUGAAGUUGACCUGGAGCAGGCAUCAGCCUUGGGGGGUGACUACGUAGGGGUCCACCCAAUGGGCCUCUUUUGGUCUCUGAAACCCAAGAAGGCUUUCCAGAGGCUGAUCAAGAAAGACGUGAUGAACACCCCCCUUUGCAUCUCUCUGGACCUGUACGACCGUGUCUACUUGCAAGAUUCAGUCAGAAUUCCACCCAAGGACAGCCAGAUAGUUCAGCGCUGGUUUGUUAGCCCUGGGGUUAAGCGGGAGCAGGUCCGAGAAGGUCGAGUUCGGGGAGCCCUUUUUCUCCCUCCAGGGAAAGGUCCUUUCCCAGGAAUUAUUGAUCUGUUCGGGUUCAUUGGUGGUCUAGUUGAGUUCCGUGCCAGUCUUUUGGCUUCCCAUGGCUUUGCAGUGCUGGCAUUAGCGUAUUUUGCCUAUGAAGACCUGCCUAAGACACUACUAGAGGCACCCACAGACUUGGGCUAUUUUGAAGAAGCUGCCAACUUCCUACUUGCUCACCCCAAGAUCCAACAGCCAGGAAUUGGUGUGAUCUCCGUGAGCAAAGGAGGAGAGAUCGGGCUGGCCAUGGCCUGUUAUCUGAAGCAGGUGGUUGCCACCGUCUGCAUAAAUGGCCCCAGCAUUGUCUCAGACAUUCCACUAAAAUACCGGGAUCUGGUGAUGACCCCCAUCCGACAGACUCUAGAACGGGCCCGAAUCCAUGUUUCAGGGGCUUUGUGCUACCGCCACUGUACAGAUGAUCUCCAGAUUAAGCUGAACCCACAGAGUAUACUUCCGGUGGAAAAGGCCCAAGGGAAGAUACUCUUCAUUGUGGGAGAGAAUGAUGAAUGCUUGGAUAGCAAGUCGCAUGCACAGAGGGCCAUGGAUCAGCUCCGGAGACACGGGAGAAGCAAUGGAAGGAUGCUGGCGUACCCUGGAGCAGGCCACCUCAUAGAGACGCCUUACUCUCCCUUCUGCCUUGCCUCCUGGAUGUCUGUCUUGGGUAGACCCCUGCUUUGGGGAGGAGAUCCCAUUGCUCACACAGCAGCCCAGGAACACUCUUGGAGAGAGAUCCAAAAGUUCUUCAGGCAACACCUCCCUCAGUCCGGAAGCAAACUCUAA